Molecule: messenger RNA, 2281 nt
Organism: Cladocopium goreaui
Lineage: Eukaryota; Dinophyceae; Suessiales; Symbiodiniaceae
Source: the annotation of a GenBank genome assembly
AAAAAUUGGUCCUUCGGGGGAUGUCUUUCGCUUUGGAUGGUCCUAUCGGCCUGAAGUGGACGUCCGGAGUGCCGCCCUUUCAGGGCAACAAUUCCCGUGUUUAUUUGCAAACGCCGCCAUCCCUGUCAGAUGGACAGACAGGUGACAGUAGCCCAGAGGGUGGAAUGGACCGCCUGGGCGAACCCGUCGCCGGUCACACAGCUUUGGCGACUGGCGACGGUUUUUCUCAGUACUCGCAACGCGUGAUGUCGCCGCACGAACCCAUGGAACAAAUACCUUCGCAGAACCUCUCUGAGAAUAAGACGCCAAACGGGCCUCCUCAACCGCAGCAUCCAGUGUUGACGGCCUCGUUUCAGUCACCAUUCACCUCACCGCCUUUUAGUUAUGGAAUGCAGUACCACCCUCCGCAGUACGUGCAGAAUUCUGGCUGGUAUGUUCCUCCGAACAGCCAGGAGCUACAAAUGAUGCAGAACCCACCGCUGCCACAGACACAGCCAGCGGGACAGAUACAAGUCCCAAACCAAAUGCUGCAGGCACCACCAAUGAUGCUGCAGAUGCAGCAGCAGCAGCAACAGCAACAGCAGCAGCAUAUGCAACAGCAUAUGCCGAUGCCGCAGGUGCACGACGGCAUUCAUGUGGGUACGCUGAACUUCGGGUUGAUCGUUUAUGACCUCGAGACAACCCACGAUGCCGAGCGUGGCAACUAUGCAGAGAAAGGUAUCCACGAAUGCAGCCAAGAUGAGCAGAUCGAAUGGAAAUCCCGGUCGCAGAUCAUUGAGUUUGCCGCCGUGGAUGUGCUGACGGGAGAAAGCAUUUGUGUACGCAGCCGUCCCGAAUUCAACUGGGAGGAUGUCAAGUCCCAUGCAGCCCGACUAUUCGCGGAAGAUCAUGGCCAUGCCGACAUCAUCCAGGACCAAACGCUGCCGUAUUUCCGAGAGGUUUGGACGCACGAGGUCCUUCCUUUCUUGUGGCGUGCUUCUGGUCACUCCCGGCAGCUGGCCAUGUUGGCACACAAUGGAGACGCCUUCGAUCACUAUGUGCUGCAAAAGGAGAUCAAGCGCUUGAACCUGCCGAUCGAAGGUGGUCCUGCCCUGGUGGGCUUCGAUCCCAUUGCAGUUCUCAAGCAGAACUACGGUCACGGCUUCGGUUCUGGAGGUCUACUGGCCUUGCGCCAGUUGUAUCAGCAGCAUGUGCCCUCAAAUCGUGUCCUGCGAGCACAUCAAGCGAUGGACGACUGUGUUAUGCUGAUGGAGGUAAUUCAGCAUUGGCCGGAACUUAACAUGCUGUUGGCUCACGAGAUCGCAACACAGAUGGGACACAAAGUUCCCGGGAGCACAGAGGCUCAGGUGCAACAGUAUGUCGAGAUGCUGAGGUAUCGCCUUACUGAGCCUGUACGCAUCCAGCCGGCACCGCCAUACCCCAAAAUCUCGAUCUACAACGGGCAGAGGAUGAUCUGGCCACCACAGGCACAAGCUCCAAUCCUGGCAGAUCGAGAACGCUGCCAGGACAUGGCCCAGGGCAUGCCUCAAUAUUCCAACAUGAUGUGGCAGGGUCACCCUCAGAUGGACACCAGCGAGUUACUUCACAUGCCACGGGCAGAAGCACAGGUGGUACUUCUGUCCACGGUGACAUGCGCGCAACCACAAGUCCAGCUGCAGCGUAUGGAUGAUGGGCCCAUGAUUGGAUCACCAAGCCAGGAGCGCAUGAGAAGCUCCUCAUCCGAGUCGGAGAUGCUGAUGCACAUGGAGCCACCGCCUCCACCUGCAGAACCGCCGGCUAGUGGAAGCAACGGUGAAGCCCCGUACGGCCUCAGUGUCUCCGAGCUCGAGGCAGAACUCCAUCGGGCCCAAAAGGAGACGAGUUCACCAGAUGAGAAGCCCAAGACCCGUCGUGGAUUUCCCAUUGGCAAGGACGGCACCAAGCGCGAAAUCCGCGAUGAAGAAUAUGGCCAUCGAGGCCGCAAGAAGAAUCAGAAGGAGAACGAAUGGAGCGAGUGGGAGCGCCGCAAAAGCUGGGACCGCAACGAGCGUGCGGACCGCCGAGAAGAUUGGUGGACUUGGGAUACCUGGGGAGAAGACUGGGAAGAAUGGGAGAACUGGGACUGGGAGCAGCCCAACUCAAAGCAGAGGGAGAAGAAGAAGAAAGGCCGCAAGCGCCGCGAAUGGCAGUCAAAAGAGAAAGAAGAGAGUCAAGGAAGUAGCAGUGAAGACCACACUGCUGCUCCAGCGGCACAAGCAGCACAAGUAGCAAAAGAACAAGCUGCAGAUGCCCCAAAUGGAGG